Molecule: messenger RNA, 2526 nt
Organism: Candida tropicalis MYA-3404
Lineage: Eukaryota; Fungi; Ascomycota; Pichiomycetes; Serinales; Debaryomycetaceae
Product: putative zinc metalloprotease
Exons: 1
Coding region: 1-2526 (841 amino acids)
Molecular function (GO): carboxypeptidase activity
Source: RefSeq, a predicted model, not a curated record
AUGACUGCAGGUAGCUCACAUAGUGGCUACGAAAGACUAGAUACUCAAGAUAAUAAUUAUUCAUCACCCUCUUCUUCGACAGUGUUACCGAUACAUCCACCCGAUUAUAAUGAUUUGGAUUUAAACAACAACAACAAUAACAAUUAUCACAAUACCGAUGGCAAUGAUGAUGGCGAUCUUGCCCAUCUACCUACACCUUCAAUAGACCAGUUUGAAAUCGAAGACCCAAUUUAUGAAGAACAAUCAUCAGGACUUUUAAAUAGAGCACAGAAAUUUGCUAGCAAUUUCAAUACGAGAAUAAUUCGCCCAGUGACAAGAAUAAUAGACCCUAUUUAUGAAGGAUAUAAAUAUUUUCAGAUGCAAUAUGAGAGAUCCAUUUUGAAAUUAGGAAAUCCAUUAGUGGUGAAACGUUUAUUAUAUGUGACAUUUGUUAUGGCUCUUAUAUUUGCCAUUUCAAAAUAUAGUGAUAAUGAUACGAUAAGUGGCGGAAGUGUGGGAACAUUUACUAGAGGCCAUUUUUAUGAUAUUGAUAAAUUAAGUGAAUCUAUACCGCAUUUCAUAGAUGAGAAGGAAAUGAAGGAACAUUUAGAGUAUUUUUCAUCCAUGCCACAUAUAACGGGUACAAAAGGAGAUUUGACAUUGGCAAAAUACAUUCAGAAAUUUAUGAAAAGUAAUGGAUUGCAUCAUGUUGAAUUUAAUGAAUUACAAAGUUUCACCAAUUACCCAGAUAAAAAGGAUACCUAUUUAAAACUUAAGGACAAUUCAUUUGAGGCAAAAUUAUUUGAACAACAUAGUGAAGGAAUGGAAUUUUUAGCAUUUAAUCCUAAUGCAUUGAACACCGUUGAACCUAUUGAAGGAAAUUAUGUUUUUGUAAAUUACGGGGAAAUAGAUGAUUAUAAAAGAUUAGCCAAUAACGGGAUUGAUUUAACUGAUAAGAUCAUUCUUGUCAAGUAUGGUGGUAAAAUACCAGAAGCAAAUAAAGUUUAUAUUGCCCAAGAGCAUAAGGUCAAAGCUCUUGUAUUUAUCACUCCUAAAUUCCACAUUUCUGGCCAGGAUGUCGAUGAUGUGAUACAAAACCAGAAUGUUGGAUUAACUCGAAUGUCACCUGGUGAUAUAUUAACACCAGGAUGGUCAUCAGAAAAUGCAUAUGUUACAAGAUUAUCGUGGGAUAAUUCAGAGACAACUCCAAAAAUUCCUACCAUUCCUAUUUCAUGGAGAGAUGGGGAAGUUUUAUUAAAGAAAUUGUCUGGCGGUAUUGAAUUUGAUGGGUUUAAGAGUGGUGAUGGAGAAUCCCCAGGACUUGAAUUGAAAAUCACGAAUACUAAUCGUCCAAAACAUCAAAUUUGGGAUGUAGUAGGUUCUGUUGAAGGUAGAGAACAAAGUGAAAAGGGAAUUAUUAUUGGUGCUGCUAGAGAUGCCACAUGUUAUGGUACAAUUAGCAGUAACACUGGAACAGUUGCCUUAUUAGAAAUGAUCAAGAUAUUCACUACAUUACAAAGAAAAUACCAGUGGUCACCUUCCAGAUCUAUAUAUUUUGUUUCAUUUGAUGCCACUGAAUAUAAUUUGGCUGGUGCUGCAGAAUGGAUUGAGAAUCGUAAGGAACUGUUGCGUAAGGAAGGUUACAUGUAUGUUGAUUUAAGUGACUUAGUUGCUGGUGAUGAAUUAUCCAUUAAUGCUAGUCCAUUUUUGAACGAGAUUAUUACCAAUGCAAUGCAUAAAGUAAAGACAGGAGAUGGUAAGGAUGAUGAUUUAUAUCACUUGAUGUUGAAACAAAACAAUGAUCAUAUUGUCAUGAAGAAUCAAUUUGUUGAGAUGAAGAAUUAUAUUCCAUUUAUCAAUUUAGUCAAUAUUCCUUCUAUGGAAAUCAAAUUCAAAGGAUACAAAUACCCAAAGAAUUCUUGUUUUGAUAAUUUUGACAAUUUUGAGAAUAACCAAAUUGAUCCAAAAAUGGCCAAACAUGCCCAAUUAGUUGAGUUAUUAUCGAGAAUUGUGUUGAAUGCUGCAGAAAGUGGGUUAAUUCCAUUUAAUUUCCAUGAUUUUAGUCGUCGUUUGGAAGAUUAUGAGAGAGAUUUGGAAAGAUAUGCUCAAUCACAAAUUGAUAAAUUAGAUCAACCAAAUAAACCUUCGUUGAAUUUUGAUGGUUUGAAACGAGCUAUUAACUCACUUAAGCUGGCAAGUGAUAAAUAUCAAGAGUGGGCUAGAGAUUGGAAACAAUUUAUUAGUGAUUCAGGUGGUAUUGAACCAACCAUUUAUACCAUGUUCAGAUGGAAAUGGAAUGAUAAUAUGAUUGAGUUUAAUGGUCAAUUUUUGACUCGUGAAAUACAACAUAAGCGUUCUGGAUAUAAGAAUACAUUAUUUGGAGUUCCAUUUAUUGCUCCUGAAAAAGUUGAUGAAUUUGAUUGGAAUAGUUUCCCAUUUAUAAGAAAUCAUAUUUCCCAAAAUGAUUUCUCUCUGGCACAAGACGAAAUCGAUCAAUUAGCUCGUACAUUAGAAUCUGCAUCUAUAAGUUACACCGACUUGAAUUAA